AUAUGCUUACAUUAUUACGAAUUACGAAAUUGCUUUUGUUCAUAAUUAUUUGUUCAUGCAGAAGUGAUCGAACGCGGAUGAUAACAAUGGCAGUGCAGUUUCAAAAUCAAUUAUUUGUCGAGAUAUAUGUAUUAUAUUUUUAUAAUACGUAAACUACAAUUAUAUCAUGAGUUGUUCAAAUUUUAAUUCUGUAAAAUCGACGGUUUUUGAUAGUAUCUCAAUGCGUUAACAACACGUUUUUUUUAACGCUCUCUUAGUCUGUGACUAAACACGUGAUGCUUCAUCAGCUUCAUGCAAUGUUUACAUGGUUCAAUGUACCUCUUAAAAAAAAAUAUUAGCAAUGUGAUAACCCAGUUUGAAUGUCUCAGGGCAACGUAACGGUUCAGUAGAUUGUGAAUAGAAAGUCCAUGCUGUUUAAUACCUUCGUAGGUAUUUUAUGUCACCAGAAGUUGCAGGCAGGAUGAGGCUCGCCAGCUUUAUAGAAAUUUUAUUGCUGUUUGAGGUCUGUUUGUUUGUCAGUGCAAAUUUUGCAUCUCUGAACAACAAUGCUAGUUUUCCUGUAAUAGUAAUCACUUGGGAUUACAAAUCUGCAUCGGAGAAAGCAUGGGACGUGAUAUAUAAUCAGAAGAGAAGUGCUUUAGACGCAAUAGAGGAAGGAUCUUCUUUAUGCGAGGAGCAGCAGUGCAGAAAGACUGUGGGCUUUGGCGGCAGUCCGGACGAACAUGGAGAAACUACAUUGGAUGCUGUCAUUAUGGACGGGGUGGCGAUGGAUGUGGGUGGAGUAGGAGGUUUGCGGAACAUAAAGAAUGCAAUGUCAGUCGCUCGCAAGGUGCUGGAACACACAAAACAUUCCCUGUUGGGUGGCGACUUAGCUACGGAUUUUGCUGUGAAUAUGGGAUUCAAGAAGGAGUCUCUGCAAACGGACGAGUCCAAGGAAAUGUGGAUGAAGUGGAAGGCGAACAACUGUCAGCCCAAUUUCUGGAAGAACGUUGUACCUGAUCCAACAACCAGCUGCGGACCGUAUAUUCCGAGUGAAGUGAAAGACGACAAUAGCAUGCCAGUGGGAAGUGAGGAAAAUCACGACACAAUUGGUAUACUUGCUAUAGAUUCACAGGGCUGUACGGCAGCCGGAACAUCCACGAACGGCGCCAGAAACAAGAUACCUGGCCGUAUCGGGGACUCCCCUAUUGCAGGAGCUGGCGCGUACGCUGACCAGGAGGCUGGUGCGGCAGCCGGUACCGGGGACGGAGAUAUUAUGAUGCGAUUUUUACCGAGUUUUCUGGCGGUGGAAGAAAUGCGUUAUGGAGCUUCGCCGAGUGCGGCUGCUAAGAAGGCGAUCAGCAGAAUCGCCCAACAUUAUCCUCAAUCUCUCUGUGCAGUGAUUGCAUUGAACAAAAAGGGAGAAUACGGAGCAGCGUGUAAUGGAAUGGCCGCAUUCCCUUAUUAUGUUGCAAAUCCUACCUUUGGCCCUAAGCUACUUUCAGUUGAAUGCAGCAACUAUAAUCCACAAUGCGCCAGGGACAGUGACUUUUGUUGAUUUGUAUAUUUGUUCAAACUUUAAUAUGCGAUAAAAGGAAUAAAUGACAUUAAACAUUCCUAAUGUAAUGAUAUAAAUAAAAUUGUUAUAAAUAAAAUUUACUAAAAUUUA
Monomorium pharaonis (pharaoh ant) is the source of this 1648-nucleotide messenger RNA. RefSeq names its product N(4)-(Beta-N-acetylglucosaminyl)-L-asparaginase. Gene Ontology annotation, biological process: protein deglycosylation. The transcript is spliced from 6 exons. Gene Ontology annotation, cellular component: lysosome. The record is from RefSeq and is a predicted model, not a curated record. The coding region runs from base 437 to 1537 and encodes 366 amino acids. Lineage: Eukaryota; Metazoa; Arthropoda; Insecta; Hymenoptera; Formicidae. Gene Ontology annotation, molecular function: N4-(beta-N-acetylglucosaminyl)-L-asparaginase activity.